CCGGGACUCACAAGAGAAGCACUAAAGUCAACUGGAUCCUUCACCAGGAGCACCAAGCGAACAGUAUCCUGUUCAAAAAAUAUUAGUGGUAAUCAACAGCAGAUUGUUUUGAAAAGAUAUAUGUUGUUUGCACCUGUCCAUAACCUCAGCGUUAAGCGAACUAAAUAGACAGGAUCUUUUGUGAUAAUCGACGUGUUGGUUUGAAGGUAAAUACUGGAUCGAUUUUUAGGUUGUGCCACUAUUGUAAACGCGAAUUAGACACCACUUGUAUCUGUGAAUGUGCUGAAUCAGGCGCUGUCUGUAGUGCUGAAACCUCAAGUGUAACGUAGUCUGCGCGGAGAGCGAACAACACAAAGGAACUAGAAGACAGACAGGCGGAUGGAAACCUGUUGGUGACUGGCGUUAAAGGACCACGCUGAAGCGAUUCAUUUAAAACAUGCAUUAAAACCAAGUCGCUUGUUUUAAUCAGCUUUAUUGUACGAGAAUCUGUGGACUGGGCAACGCCAGAGAGGGCUGAGAUCCAAGGAAACAGCCACAAGUGGAUCCGUGGAAGAUCUUUAAGAGCCGGUUGACCCUGCUUUCCCCGACUAUGAGUGCGUGGAACACGUUUCUUUAUGCGGUUUCAUUGCUAAUGAUUCUGUUAGUACGGUGUUGCCAGUUAGUCUGCGUUGAAGUUCCUUCAGACACUGAAGCCCUACAUGGAACCAAUAUGAAGCUUACUUGCAUUUCCUGUGUGAGGAGGGAAGAAGUGAAUACAGACACCUUGGUUACAUGGACCUACGUCAAUAAUGAUCAAGAGAUAUCAAUUUAUGAGUUCAACGGAGAGCCACGAGGGCUAAAAGGACCUUAUCAGGGCAGAAUUCUGUGGAGUGGAAGUAAAGAUCUGCAAGAUGUGUCCAUAACCAUAGUGAAUGUUACCCUUAACGACAGUGGUUUGUACCGGUGCACGAUCAAACGCUAUUUUAAUUAUAAGAUAUACAGACCAUCUGUGACAGAUGUGAAAGAUGUGCAGCUAACAGUACAUGAAGACGCCCUUGAAGAUUUCACUUCAUACAUUUCAGAAAUCAUGAUGUAUCUUCUCCUUGUUUUGCUCACUUUAUGGCUUAUUAUAGAGAUGAUAUAUUGCUAUAGGAAGAUUUUGAAAUCAGAACAAGCUGCACAAGAAAACGCGGCAGACUAUCUGGCAAUACCCACUGAAAACAAAGAGAAACAGUCAACCGUUCCUGUGGAGGAAUAGAAACAUUUGCUUUGGAUCUAGGAUGUAAUGGUCAUUGACUGCCAUCCUGGGAAGAUCAGCCACUAUCAAUGCAAUGGACUGAAUGUUGAAAACUAGAAAAAGAAACAAAUGUUUGGACUCUCCGGUAUUGAAUUCUGUGCCACUAUUUAUAACCAACAGCCUAUGGACAUGUGAUUAAAAGGAAUCAAAUUCUCUCUUUUACAGCACAUUUUACAAGGGAUUCGUGAACAUCCAUUUUGAGUCCACAUUUUCUAAUUGUACAGAUUUUAUUCCUUGUUGACAAGUUUGCAAAUGAAGUGCAGGCUAACUUAUGGUCUAUUUGCUUUCCUGGUAAACAGGUUUUAAUCAAUAAUGUACAGACAUUUAAUGAUAACGCACCACUUUAUUAUAAUUCCCAAUUCAUGUUAUUGACAAUUUAAAGAUAAACUUGGUUUUGGUCUGAAAUGAUAAAACCUGACUUCAUCACACUAUUUGUGACACAAACCCAUUUACAUUUGCUUAAUUUAAAGGGAGAUUAUUUGUGGAUUGUAAUAUUUCAAAUAUUACACAAACAUUGAAAUGAAACUGGUUUAUCCAAUUCUUGAUGAAUAGUGUGAUGUUCAUUUCCCUUCCAAGUCGUUGCAAUUUUGACCAAUAUUUUUCAGCAUCUAACACUACUUUUUUGUAACAAAGUACUAUGAAGUGCACGCAAGUUGCAGAAUAACUAGUUAAUAUUGUCUUAUACAGUGUUUGGAUAAGCUGGUAUUCGUGUUAUUUGAGGGAACAUGUUUAUGAUGCACACAUAUGGUGUGGCUUUUGCAUGAUUUGAUUUAUUCUGCCAGAUGGUACAUCCAAUUGUCACAUUUCACUAAAUGGGGGUGAAGGGAGGGGAGGGGGGAAUAAAUGUUUUCUGAUAUUCUGAUGUGUACAUAGAAAAUGAAACGUUUGUGAGUUUAGUGAUGAGAUUAAAACCUCCUUACUUCAGUAAGAAAUUCUAUAAAUGGAGUAAAAUAAAGAGCAUCAAACCUGA
Amblyraja radiata (thorny skate) is the source of this 2246-nucleotide messenger RNA. It is a transcript of the gene scn3b, whose product is annotated as sodium channel, voltage-gated, type III, beta. Lineage: Eukaryota; Metazoa; Chordata; Chondrichthyes; Rajiformes; Rajidae. The record is from RefSeq and is a predicted model, not a curated record. Gene Ontology annotation, biological process: regulation of heart rate by cardiac conduction; regulation of sodium ion transmembrane transporter activity; ventricular cardiac muscle cell action potential. The transcript is spliced from 6 exons. Bases 590 to 1237 code for a protein of 215 amino acids. Gene Ontology annotation, molecular function: sodium channel inhibitor activity; transmembrane transporter binding. Gene Ontology annotation, cellular component: voltage-gated sodium channel complex.